Trematomus bernacchii (emerald rockcod) is the source of this 2193-nucleotide messenger RNA. Its product is annotated as serotransferrin-like. Bases 19 to 2091 code for a protein of 690 amino acids. The record is from RefSeq and is a predicted model, not a curated record. NCBI's taxonomy places the organism in Eukaryota, Metazoa, Chordata, Actinopteri, Perciformes, Nototheniidae. Gene Ontology annotation, biological process: iron ion transport; antibacterial humoral response. Gene Ontology annotation, cellular component: extracellular region; plasma membrane; early endosome. The transcript has 17 exons.
UCUGACCUGAGACCCAACAUGCAGACUCUCCUCCUUGUGGCGCUGCUCGGAUCCCUGGCCGCUGUGUUCGCGGCCCCCGCUGCCAAGGUCAAAUGGUGCGUAAAGUCAGAGAAAGAGCUGGAAAAAUGCGUCGCCCUCGCAGCCAUAGCUCCUGCUUUCACCUGCGUGACGAAAUCUAACACCAUCGAGUGCAUCAUGGCCAUUAAGGCUGGUGAGGCAGAUGCCAUCACUUUGGACGGAGGGGACAUCUACACUGCUGGACUGAACAACUACAACCUGGAGCCCAUUAUUGCUGAGGACUACGGUACCUCUUCAGAAACCUGCUACUACGCUGUUGCUGUGGUGAAGAAGGGCACUACAUUUGGCAUCAAAGGGCUCCAGGGGAAGAAAUCCUGCCACACUGGCGUGGGUAAAUCUGCAGGCUGGAACAUCCCCGUAGGCACUCUGGUGUCCAUGAACUUAAUUCAGUGGUCAGGCGUUGAAGACACCUCUGUGGAAGACGCGGUGAGCAACUUCUUCUCCGCCAGCUGUGCCCCAGGGUCAGCGCGUGGCAGCAAACUGUGCGAGCUGUGCCGUGGAGACUGCUCCUGGUCCCACAACGAGCCUUACUACGGCUACGCCGGAGCCUUCCAGUGUCUGAAGGACGGCGCUGGAGAUGUGGCUUUUGUGAAGCAUCUCACUGUCCCUGAUUCCGAAAAGCAAGACUAUGAGCUGCUGUGCAAGGAUGACACCAGAGCGCCUAUUGACGACUACAGGACCUGCCAUCUGGCCAGAGCACCGGCUCACGCAGUCGUCAGCCGCAAGGACGCGCAGCUUGCUGACUUAAUCUGGAAUAGCCUCAACUCAACACAGGACUUUCAACUCUUCUCUUCUGAAAACUAUGCACCUUCCAAAAACCUGAUGUUCAAGGACUCAACAGUCAGGCUGGUGAGGCUGCCUGCAAACACAGACUCCUUCCUGUAUCUGGGUGCUGAAUACAUGAGCAUUGUCCGCUCCCUUCAGAAAGAGCCAGCAAGCUCUGCUUCCUCCGCCAUUAAAUGGUGCGCUGUGGGCCACGCUGAGACCACCAAGUGUGACAUGUGGAGCACCAACAGUCUGGGUGAUGGCAGCACCGCCAUUGAAUGCCAGAAUGCCACCACAGUUGAAGAAUGCGUGAAAAAGAUUAUGCGCAAAGAGGCUGAUGCGAUGGCAGUGGAUGGAGGUCAGGUGUACACAGCAGGAAAGUGCGGCCUGGUGCCAGCUAUGGUGGAGCAGUAUAGUGCAGAUUUUUGCAGCAACCCUGGAGGCACGGCCUCGUACUAUGCUGUUGCUGUGGUAAAGAAGAGUUCAGGUCUGACCUGGGACACGUUGAAGAGCCACAGGUCUUGCCACACUGGACUCGGCAGAACUGCUGGCUGGAACAUCCCCAUGGGUCAAAUCCACAAACAGACUCAAGACUGUGACUUCACCAAGUUCUUCAGCAGCGGCUGUGCCCCCGGAUCAGACCCCAGCUCUCCGUUCUGUUCUCAGUGUGCCGGCAGUGGAAAGACGGUGGGAGAUGAGUCAAAGUGCAGUGCCAGUGCUGAAGAGCAGUACAACGGCUACGCAGGAGCUUUUAGGUGUUUGGUUGAGGAUGCAGGGGAGGUUGCUUUCAUAAAACACACAAUUGUUCCAGAAAACAGCAAUGGCAAUGGUCCAGCAUGGGCUAGUGGAGUAAACGCUGAUGACUACCAGCUGAUCUGCCCUGGGCAGGCUGCCCCAGUGGAAAUCUCAGAGUACGCCAAGUGUAACCUGGCUGCUGUGCCCGCCCACGCUGUGGUGACGCGUCCGGAGACCCACAGCGAGGUUGUUCGAUUCCUUCUUGAACAGCAGGCCAAGUUUGGUAGCAGUGUCAGUGAUGCCCCAUUCAGGAUGUUCCAGUCAGGUUCAGGGAAAAACCUCCUCUUCAAGGACUCCACCAAAUGUCUCCAGACGAUUCCGGCUGGAACAAGUUUUGAAACCUUUUUGGGAGCAGAGUACAUGACUGCCAUGAAUUAUCUCAGACAGUGCGGUGAAACCACUCCAGAUCUGGAGAAAUCUUGCACUUUCCAUUCCUGCCAGCAAAAAAACUAGUGGCAAUCAGGGACCAAGAGGUGCCUUAUUCAGCCAUGAGUGAUACGGGCACCUCCCUUCCCACACUCAAUCCCCAAAUUGCCUUUUGUAUUUUCUUACUGA